UUCAAUUUCGCCGUUGUGUUUAUCUUUCUUCAGCUGAUAUUCGAUUUUUUGCUUCACCAUAAAAAAUAUGUAAUUAAAUUUAAACUAGUUAAAUGCGUCUAUCGAGUAAUAAUCGUCAGUUUUCGUUAAUUUUAGUGCUCCUAACGUCGAAUCGAUUGAUGGAGUUGGCUACUGAAAUGGCGUUCCAUAGCUUGUGAAUCACCACCCACUCGUCGAAGGAUUCCAGAAUCAGGGUGUAAAAAUGUCCCAUAAUCUGGAUAAAUAUAAUCUGUUAGCUUUGAAAAAGCUAUGUUGCAGUUUGAAUGGCAACAGUAAAGACAAUUUGGAUCACAUAUUCCGUAAAUGUUUAACAACUCUAACCACCUACGAAGAUGCAGAGUUUCAAAAUUCUUUUUCACCCUUCGAAGAACAUCAGAUCUGCAGCGAAAUCGAACGUGUUCUCUCUGAUAUGUACCCGAGCUCGACGGAAAUCGUUGAAAGAUUCAGAGCCCUUAGUCGAUCGUUAAAGAAGGAUACGACUUCGAAACUAUCGUCGUGUUACCCUCAAAUUCUGCUAUUCCUUUUGAGACUGAACUCACCGUCACCGUUGAGUCUGAGUUUACUGCAGUUGAACGAAAACGAAAUCAAUGGCAAUGUGAGCACUCCGAGUACACCGGAUUUGAUCAACAGUACUAAUUUCAGUUCGCAUUGUGCUAGUAGUUAUUCGAAUCAUACUACUCAGAAUUCGUUCAGCGUUGUUAGCAACCAUACCGAAGAAUCAGUUUCGUUGGAUCGAAGAUUACCGAAUAGUGAAGUAUACGAAUCACCUAUUGUGAGGAAAGUUAAUUUGAAUCAUCUGUAUAGCGAUACACCGAUUCUCGAACCUAGUGCUACGUCUAGUCGUAAAGGAUCGGUUCCAAGAACCGAUGGUAAAAUGACGAAGAAACGAGUCGAUUCGUCGUCCGAUAUCGAAGGCAGUGGAGAUUCUAUGCGACCUGAUCAUCUGUCUCUUCAUUCGAGACUGGUUGAACCGAAGAAAUACGAUAUUAUGGGAGAUUUCGAAAUAUCAGAAUACGAAAUCAUCAGAGAAUUAUUAUUCUGUAUGCAAGGCAUCGAAGGCAAAGUAAUCAAGUACAUGUCCCUCGAAGAAGGUUUCCACCUCAAUCCUUGCGUGAAAGUAAAUCAACCCUACAUGGUAAUGCACAUAAUGGAGCUCGGAUACUUACACAAUAAAAUUCAGCAAUCCAUCAACACAUUGUUUACCGACGUCGGCACAGUAGCCCAAGGACUAGUGAACGCUGUCCGACGCGAAUUCACCGAGUAUUAUCACGCUUUAGCAGUAUUAGAUUCUCAAUUGAAUCCAUCACCGGAAAUCGCCGAUACUCCUUUGAGCGAAGAAGAAUGCACCAAAUUCAAAAUACCUACGUUGAGCCAACUCGUCGUCUGGUCGAGGCCCCAGUUUCUUAAAUUGAAAACCUUGUGCGAUGUUCUAAAAACAGUUCAAGAUAAACGAGGUGGACAGAUUGUAUCGGAUUUGGCCUUUUUUGCCUACGACGGGAAUACCGAAUCUAGGAAAAUCAUAGUCAGAUUAUUAUCUUCGGCCAUUCAGCCUUUCUACAAGCAGAUCUGCUACUGGGUCGUGAAUGGAGAAAUAAUCGAUAGUCACGAUGAAUUUUUCAUCAAAACUGAAACUAAUCUAGAUGUGGUUGAGAAGAACUCGUGGGAGAAGCAGUUUAUCCUGAAACCAUCGAUGAUACCGAAGUACAUGUCCAUGGAAGAAGCCCAUCAAAUCCUGGAGGCAGGCAGAUGCAUGAACUUUUUACACAACGUGUGUCGAGAACGGCCUCCCUCGACCAAUGCUCAGCUAGCAUUACUCGAGUUGGAGAAAAAUAAAUGGAACGAUCCUUUGACGUUGAUCGCACCAGGCAGUCAGAUAUCCGAGCUGAUAAACAAAGCGUGUCGAGAAAUUUCCAAAAUGGUUUUGAACUCGUUGAACGAGAAUUUCAAGAUGCAAAUCCAUCUGGAAGCUUUGAGAAAAUACAUGUUAUUGGGACAAGGCGAUUUUAUACACUAUUUGUUGAAAACUAUCGAGCCUGACUUGAACAAAUGUGUCGGAACGCUGCAAACGAUUAAUUUAAUAAGAUCCAUGGACGAUGCGAUUUACAAAAGUAAUGCUCAGUUCGACGAUCCUCAAGUGCUGAAUAAACUCUGUGUCAAGAUGAUGGUCACCUCGGAACGCGAUAGUGCCUCGGAAGCGUUUUGUUUGCAGUAUAGAUUGGAUGGCCCAUUGAUAACGAUCUUCAAGUCUAGUCUGGUGGACUAUAAUCGAAUGUUCACGUUCAUGUGGCGUGUCAAAAGAGCCAAUUACAUGGUUCUGAAAAUGUGGCGAGGAUUAAAAUUAUUAUUCAAAGAAGUGAAUUACGUCAUUCCAGAGGCCAGAGCUAUUUUCAGCAAAGCCAACUGCCUCGUCACCGAGAUGGUCAACUUCAUAGGCCAUUUUCAAUACUACAUCGCCUCCGAAGUAGUCGAAGUAUCGUGGCGAAAGUUUCAAAACGAAAUCACCUCUAUGGAGUCUCUGGAUAAAGUUCUCAAAGCGCAUAAUGAAUUUUUAGAAUCGAUGCAAUCGAGUUGCAUGUUGAAUGCACAACCCGGAUCCACCCAAGCAAAUAUGUUCUGGCAUAUCAGAACGUUACUCGACUACGUUCAAGAACUCGUCCCAGUCGUGGAGAUAUUCCAAACGUUGUGCGAAUCCGAAGUAGAAAGGAGACGAAAAAGACAACAAAAUAUGGCUGAAUUUGGUACCUCGCGUCAGGACGAAGCUGAAAAUAAUACGAUUAUAGCUCAAUUCCACGACGAAUUGAAUAAAGUGAAGACGAAAUUCAAACUACUCGCUAAGCAACAUCAGGAUAAAUUGAAAUCGCUCCUGAUGCUGUUUUCCGGCAAUCAACAAGAAAAUAGUCUAAUUUUACUCAGUCACCGGAUUGAUUUCAACGAAUAUUAUAAAAGAAACGAUUCCAGGCUUUCAGAUUCGCUUAAACUUUACAAAUAAGAUAAUCAAAAGCUUCGAUUAUUUAUUUAUUUUUUGUUCGUAGAUUUACGUAUGUAUUUGAACGCAUAUCUUCUAUUUUGCGUGUUUUUUUUUCUAAUUUAAUUUUGUUGAUGUGAUGGUUUUUUAUCAGAGUGUAGUGUUUUUUUUUUAGGGUGAUAAACUGAUUAGAUUGUCUUCCUUUUAUUAUGAUUAUGUUAUGUUUGCUAAUCCUUUAUCGUGCCAUUGCUAAAUUUUAUCAUAUUAUUUGAAACUUUCCAUUUUUUAGCAACCUGGCUUUUUGUUGUGUUCUUCCUUACCCCCCUCUCUCUUUUUAUUUUAAUAAUGUAAUUUAUCGAAAAUUGUGUAAUAAUAAUUGAGGAUGUUAACGAGUGAUGAAUUGUGUUUUUAUGUGAAAUAUUAAAUUUUUCAUUGAGAAA
This is a messenger RNA of Planococcus citri (citrus mealybug), 3444 nucleotides long. It is a transcript of the gene Grip91, whose product is annotated as gamma-tubulin complex component 3. NCBI's taxonomy places the organism in Eukaryota, Metazoa, Arthropoda, Insecta, Hemiptera, Pseudococcidae. Gene Ontology annotation, biological process: meiotic cell cycle; mitotic cell cycle; cytoplasmic microtubule organization. The record is from RefSeq and is a predicted model, not a curated record. Gene Ontology annotation, cellular component: centrosome; spindle pole; equatorial microtubule organizing center. The coding region runs from base 242 to 3028 and encodes 928 amino acids. The transcript has 16 exons. Gene Ontology annotation, molecular function: microtubule minus-end binding; gamma-tubulin binding.